AGUUAUAGCAAAACCACAGCUCCAUCGAAUACAAAUCUUAUCCUGUGAGACUUCGAUUUCAACAAUAUGACAGAGACUACAGAAUCCAGUCCAGUAACCCCGGCUGUUCCGUCACCGACCGUCAAGACGAAGAAGAAGGUUACUGUUAUCGCUAAAAGUGCUGCUGCUGUUAAGAAGCCUGCAGCUGUGCAUCCACCGACUUCCGUGAUGGUCACAGCCGCAAUUAAGGAGCUGAAAGAACGAAAGGGUUCAUCAUUAUCCGCAAUUAAGAAAUAUUUAGCCGCGAAUUAUAAAGUUGAUCCUGUUAAAGUAGCACCAUUUAUCAGAAAGUUCUUGACUGCAUCUGUUACCAAUGGGGUCGUUCUUCAAAUCAAAGGCCGCUACAAGUUAGCCGUUAUUGAAGUCAAACCUAAGAAGAAGCCCGUGGUCAAGAAACCUGUUGUUGUGAAGAAAGUAAAAGCUGUUAUUACCAGUACACCCAAAAAGAAGAAGCCGACGUCCAAAAAGUCCAAACCUGCAUCCGGUGAACCAGCUACCAAAAAGGCGAAAAAAACUCCCACAAAGGCUUCAAAAGUGGCACCCCUUGCUGCCAGCGUUAAACCCAAGAAAAAGACUUCUGCGAAAAAACCUGCUGCUGCAAAACCAAAAACGCCGAAAAAAACGGCUCCCAAGAAAAAGUGAAUUUUCUUACACCUUUAUAACCACCAUAACUAGAUCACACCUUUAAAACGGUCCUUUUAAGGACCACCAAAUAAAUAUAAUAUAAGUUCAUCAUCGAAUGUCUUAAAAUAUAUAAUCAUCAAUAUACAUGGCU
Messenger RNA from Cinara cedri, 814 nucleotides. The record is from the annotation of a GenBank genome assembly. NCBI's taxonomy places the organism in Eukaryota, Metazoa, Arthropoda, Insecta, Hemiptera, Aphididae.